This is a messenger RNA of Papilio xuthus (Asian swallowtail), 4178 nucleotides long. RefSeq names its product hemicentin-2-like. Gene Ontology annotation, molecular function: axon guidance receptor activity. The record is from RefSeq and is a predicted model, not a curated record. Bases 90 to 4178 code for a protein of 1362 amino acids. Lineage: Eukaryota; Metazoa; Arthropoda; Insecta; Lepidoptera; Papilionidae. The transcript has 24 exons. Gene Ontology annotation, cellular component: plasma membrane; neuronal cell body; axon. Gene Ontology annotation, biological process: synapse organization; homophilic cell-cell adhesion.
CCAAUUUCAGUAACUGCUUGAGUUCCGUUUGAUAAAUCUGUGUAUUUUGUGGCGGCGUCCGUGAAAUACGUUGUUUAUAGCGUUCAGUCAUGAACGAAAAACUGUAUCAUAGUAUUCUUGUGCUGACCAUAUUAAUAUGUCCAAUCUUCUCACAAAAAGUGAUCAACAGUUCUUUAAUAUUUGUCAUCGAUAGAACUAGUUCGAUGUCAAAAGAUAUAAAAAAUGUGCUUAAAAGUGCAGACGGACUAUUCGACGCUGUUGUUAACUCCAAUCAAUCAGAUGUAGAUAAUUUUAUAAUUGUUACAUUCGGCGACCCAGGUUUCGAAGUACGUAUCAUAACGGACAAGAGAGAUGAAUUCAAAAGUUCGUUACGUAGCCUUCGUGCUAAAGGAGGUGAUGAUUGCCCAGAAAUGGCAAUGUCUGGGAUAGAACUAGGCCUUCAAAGAGGACGUCCUUAUUCAUAUCUGAUUGUGUUUACUGACGCCGCUGCUAAAGAUAUGGAAAAGUUUGAAAGAGUGAGAAAUUUAGCCCUCGAAUUAAAUACAAAGAUAAUUUUUUUAGUAACAAAAUGGAAGUGUCCAAAUCAAGAAAAUGUAGAUUUCUCAGCAUAUGAGAAAUUGGCUCGUGACACCGGAGGAGAAUUUUUCUUUUUGAAUAAAGAUAAUUUACCAGAGAUUAUGAAGUAUGUGAUGAAGUUAGUAGACAGUAGGAAAGUUGAAAUAUUAAAAAAACAAUUCAAUGCGACCGAUGAUAAUAAAGUUGUUAAGGUGUCUUUGGAUCCUUCAAUAGAUAACGUUCUCAUGUCUGUGACUGGCGGUGAAUCAACUGUAGAUGUAAAGGAUAAAGACAAUGCAACUGUUGCCACAGAGGGAAUCGCGACAAUUAAAGAUACAAGGGUAGUGUCAUGGAAUAACACAAAUCCAGGAGAUUACACCGUGGAAAUAAAUAGUACCACUAACACAUUACUGACCAUACAUGGCACAACUAAAGUUUCUUUUAGUUACGGCUUCUCUGUUAUAAGGCCUAGUUAUUUCAACGAAACAACAAAUAGACCAGUUGCAGAUCAAAAAUCUUAUAUCUUGAUAAAAAUUAACAAUGAAGGGGAAAAAAUAAAUCUUCAAAGUUUACUGGUCGUGGAUUUAAAGGACAAUAUACUUUUAGACAAACUCAAAAUUGUUUCUCAAGGAGACUCUUACAUUGCGGAACCAAUUGAUUUGCCAAAAGAUACUUUUAAAAUAGUGAUGGUAGCUGAGGAUGAAAAGACGAAAGACGUAAUAAAACGUGCAUCUUUGCCUAUAGAACCGCAAAAAGUACUACCUGGUACUAUGAAAACCGAGGCGCCAGUAGUUACUAUAUUGGGAGAAACAAAAAUUACGACCUCUACCGGAAAUCCUUUACAAAUAAAAUGUAGAGUAACUGGUAAUCCUAAACCUAAAAUUUCAUGGGAAGAUGCCUUUGGAACAACGCUGACAUCUACGGUGUCGACUGUAAGGGAGGAAUAUGAAUAUUUAAGUAUGUUAAACAUAGAUAAAGUUCAACGAAGUAUUGCAUACAUCUGUAAAGCUAGCAAUAACAUUAGCAGCGAUGAGAAAAGCGUCGAAGUUGAAACGGGUGAUCGUUUUGCUGUAGUACAGAUUUCUAAAGAUCAAAAGAUUGAGUAUCAUAAAGAGGGAAAAUUAUAUUGUAAAGUAAACGCCGACCCACCAGCUAAUGUGUUUUGGUAUCUCAACGGAAAUCCAAUUGAAACAAAUGAUGACUUCGACAUAUCACCAGAUAAAUCCACUUUAACUAUAAAAAAAAUGAAAAAUAACUAUGUCGGAACAGUUCUGUGCGAAGUUCGAAACAGUGCAAAGAGAGUAAUGUAUAAUAUGAAACUGUCAACGAUUGGACCUGAGAGGCCGGAAAUAGAUAAAAACAUAACUGAAAUAUUUGCGAUAGAAGGGUCCAGUGCAAACGUGUCGUGCAGGAUUUUAAAAGGGAAUCCAAAGCCGAUUAUUAAGUGGUCAUUUAAAAGUAAAAAUAAUGUUACGUUUUAUGACAUUAAUGAAAACAAGGAAGAUAUACGUAUUGAAAAUAUUACUAGCAAUGAGGUCGGGACUUACAAAUGUGUUGCGAAAAAUGAUAUCGCUGAGGAUUCUCACAUUUUAGACUUAACUAUUGAAUAUGCUCCUAUCGUCCUGGGACAAAGCAAUGUUGAUAUCAAUCAACAAAUUGGGCAAAAUAUUUUAAUAUCCUGUGAUAUUAAAGGAGAACCAGAACCGAUUAUCAGUUGGUUUUUUAAUGGACUAAUGAUCGUGGAAUCUAAAUAUUACCAUAUAAACAAGGAUAACGCCUUAAUUUUCGACGCUUCUAUUGCUACUAUGGGAGAAUAUUCUUGUACAGGUGUAAAUAAGUUAGGAUCUGUUGAAAAAACUGCAAACGUAAGCGUUUUUGAGCCACUAAAGAUUGACACAGGAGCUAAUAUUCAGAUAAUUAAUAUCGAGGCUGGGAGGCAGUUAAGUCUAUCUUGCCCAAUCAAAGGGUAUCCACCACCAAAGAUACGUUGGUCAUUCCUUUCAAUAAACUUGACCGACCCCCGAAAUCUUAGCAGCAAUGUGCAGCUCGCACAAAUUCCAGAAGUUAAGACAAGCGACAGCGGUUUCUAUACUUGCACUGUGGUUGAUUCCGGUGAUACAAAGGCCUUUAUGUUUUCAGUUAAUGUUAUAGAACCAAUCAAGUCAACAGUAAGGAAAAUUAACGCUGUUGAUGGAGACAAGUUCUUAAGAUUAUCAUGUAAGAGUGCUGCAGAACCAAAGUCGACAAUAUCAUGGUUCAAAAACGAUGCACCUAUAACUAUUGGUAAUGAAUGGCAUAGUUUGGAAUCAGAUGGGAGUUUACUUGUUAAAGGGGUAAAAACAACUACCGCAGGAAUAUACGACUGUGCUACUCGUGAUCGCAGCAAAGUUUUUGAAUCUUAUGAAGUGAACAUUUCAAUGUACCCGGAUGUAAGAAAUCGCGAUUAUAGUAUAGAAUAUUUCAUAGAAAAUGAAAAUGGUACAGUACCAUGCAAAGUAUCGGAAGAGAACAAUGAUUAUGUACGGUGGUACAAGAAAAAAACAGUGGUUAGAUUUGGUAAAAAUAUAAAUUUGGAUCCAUAUAAUAAAAGAAAACAUGAAGGAAAAUAUGUAUGUCGAGCUAAUAAUCUGUUUGUCUCUAAAAAUGAUGGAGUUGAUAUUAAAACGGGAUCUAUACCAAAAUUCCAGUUUGUCAAAGAAACUUUGAUAGAAAAUGUUUUAUUUGACCAGGCCCCAGAUCUGAAUUGUGCAAAUAGUGGACAACCAAAAGCAGAGGUUUUAUGGUGGAAAAAUGAUAUAAGAAUGAAUUAUAACGACAUGACCUAUUUUGUCAAUAAUAAGGUAAGCGACAGAGGCAAAUAUAGAUGUGUUGCUAAAAAUAAAUUUGGAAAUGUUAGUCGACAAUUUACUGUAACAGCUAAUGAUUGCUUGUUAAAUAUAGGAACAGAUUUUGAUAUAUAUCAUCCACUUAUAUUAACUGAGAGUUAUGAACUACCCGAUUUUUAUAUAAAAGACGAACACGUAGCUAUCCCUAUUAAUACAACGGUUCAAUUUUACUGCGAAGGGGGUUUUAAUAGAUUUAUUGAUGAAUCAGUAAGAGCAACAUGCAGAGAAGGUCAAACUUUUGAAAUAAACAGAGAAAUUAUUGAAUAUCGUAAAUUAAAAUGUAAAAAAGCGUUGCAGCCGGUAACGGUACAAACAGUUGAUUGUGUUAGAGGCGAAGGAAAACUUUUUCAAAUCGGUUUAUCUGUUAAAGAUUUUAUAGAGGUGUAUCGAAUAUGUUUUGAUAAGAAGUUUAGAUUUUUAUAUACCGAGCAUAAUAUAAAACCUUGGGCGGCAGAUGUAAGUGCCACAGGUAUGCAAACAGAAAAAUGGUUUCAUAGUGACGUGAUAAAUUACAAUAAUAAUGAAAUGUACGAUUGCAAACGACAGAAGGAUGGUAUAUCUGCAAUCAUUGGUCAAGCAUUACAAGGCAAUGAUGAUGAGUGCUAUGUCGCCAGACAACUUAUAAAUGAAAAAGACGUACCACCUGGCUUCCCGCAAUUAUUUACACAUAGCUACCUUAAUAUUAUCCCACAUUGGAAUUCUGAUGCUACAAGACUUGAUACCUUCACGAGGUCCUAA